UAGUCGCGUUGAAAACGGAGGCUAAACCUCCAAACCCUGGACCUCCGCUUCUGAUGGCGGUCACCGCCGGCUGUUCCGACGGUUCGAUUCCCAUCUCGGAAGCGCGACGUCACGCGGCGGCGCCGGCACGGGCGCCCAAUCUCCGGUUCCCCGUCACGCCCCCGCCCAGUCGUGCAGCCUCGAAGUUGCCGCCGACUAGCCAUGACGACGCGGCGGCCCGCGAGAUCCCGGUUGCUGUCGCCCUGCUACUCGCCGCCGCGGCCGCGAACGCGGCCAUCCCGCCCACCGCGAUCGCUGCGUCCGGCGGCUCCAUGGGCGGGCGCUCCUCCUCCUCCUCCUCGUCCUCGAGCUCCUCUUCUUCAACAUCCAGCAGCUCCUCCUCCUGGUCCUCCUCAACAUCCUCCAGCUCGUCCUCCUCAGGACCAUCUUGGUACGAUUCUUCGACGACUCACGAGUCGGUCGGGACGGCGGCCGCACCACCCCGGGCUGCUGCGGACGUUGACCCCGCCGUACUCGUGCAAGCGUGGCUGAUGCUCAUCGGCCUCAUUCUCCUGGCCGUCGCCGUGUGGCACUACACCCGGCCGAGGAGAACCGUGGUCAAGCUCCAGGUUGCGUUGCUGGGCUUGGCAAAGCCGUUUCAGAAGGAACUGAACGAGAUCGCUGAGAAGGUGGAGGCUUCGAACCAGCGUUGGUAUAAGUUCAUAUUGACGGAGACCAUAUGUGCCUUAAACCGUCACAAUGAUUGUUGCGUCUCUUCAAGCUUAUCGGCUGAUGUCAAAGUUGGAGCGGAUUCUUGGGAGGAGCAUUUUGAUAAAAUUUCUCUGGAGGAGAGGAGCAAAUUUGAUGAAGAAACACUUUACAACUUGGACGGAAUCAAGGGGAAGAAAGUAUACUCCAAAAAACCAGAUGGCUUCAGCAACGAAUAUAUUGUGGUAACCAUCCUAGUGGCUGCUGAUGGAGCACUGAAGUUCCCAAAAAUCAAAAGACCCGCUGAUCUGGUGGCAGUACUGGAAAAACUUAAUUCUAUAUCUGCAAGCAAAAUGCGGGGCGUUAAUGUUUUAUGGACUCCUCAAGAAGAGAACGACGUUCUUUCCGAAGAGAGGCUUCUUGCAGAUUAUCCUAAUCUGAAGGCCCUGAGUGAUUACUAGGACGAUCGUCCCUCUCGUGUUCUUAGAUGCCCCGAUCAUUUUUUAAGUGCAAUGUCUACAAGUUAAAUCAUUUAGAGUAUAUGUUGUAAGUUUCAAUUGCGUCAAUUAUGAUGAGACCUAAGUUCUAGUUUUGGUUGGGCACUGAGUAUCUCUUUCAUUUUUUAGCUUAUUAGCAUAUAAUGAGGCUCGUAUUAGAACACUAGUCAUCAUGAACUAGCAAAAAAGACUAUUUCAAAUUACUUGUAAAAAUACCUA
Messenger RNA from Triticum aestivum (bread wheat), 1403 nucleotides. RefSeq lists its product as uncharacterized. The transcript has 6 exons. Bases 54 to 1148 code for a protein of 364 amino acids. The record is from RefSeq and is a predicted model, not a curated record. Lineage: Eukaryota; Viridiplantae; Streptophyta; Magnoliopsida; Poales; Poaceae. Gene Ontology annotation, cellular component: chloroplast.